AUGUAAGGAUCGGGUCAUCUGGACCCCAUAGGAUAGCACAAUUAAUGCAUAGUACGGGGGACUUGUGAAGAUUUUUUUUUCUAUUUUUUUUUUUUUACUUCUGUUAAUAUUUUAUAUACUUUUAGCCUAUUUGAUUCUAAGUCAUUUUACAGCAUUUUGGGGUUGCAAACAUUCUGAAAGUUUUUUAUAAUGUUGGAAAAAGCACUUUCAGAAUAAGACAGGAAGUGGAACUAUAACAGAACAAGAUGGCAGGAUAAAUGAACACAAAACAGGAAAUGCACACAAACAAAAGAAGAAUAAUAAACUGAUUAUGAUAAUGAAUCCAACAGCAAAAUGUGAAUGAUGCAGUAAAUUCUGGAGGAGAUGUGAGGAUGUCUGCUGGACCUGAAAGUGGGUCAUUUGUGGCGACAGAGGGAACUCCAGAACAAUAAGGUCUUUGUUUUUAAAAUUAUUAUGUACAAAAAAAAACAUCUGAAAGCUCUGACCUUAAUCCGCUGAAAAUGUGAAAGACUACAAAUGAGCAGAACAUGCUCUCACAACCCCCCUCUAAAAAUUUACAUUUUUAAAACUUAUUCACAACAUUUGAUAUUAAAUCUAUAGUUUUCUUAUUGCUGAAUUUUUAUGGCAUUUUUCUACUCAUUGUUCUGAAAAAAAAUCAGACAAUAGAAAAAACAACACCUAAAAUGCAAAACUUUUGAAAUAUGCUUUUAUUGUGUAAGGCACAAUUAUAGCAUUGUAGCUCUGCAUGGUAAAAAAAACAGUUCAUACACAAGCUUUGACAAAAACUUUUUCAUAAUACAUGGUUUUAUAUUGUAAUACAGUCAGAUUACUACUGCAGAUGUUUAAAGACACAUUCAAAUGAAAAUGAUGUUUUUAACAUGUUCCUUUAGCAUCUUUCUCAUGAUGGAGGACAUACAUAAGGAAAAUGAAGCCUAAAAGUGUAAAUCUUUAUUCAAAUCACUACAAUCGUCGGUCCACACACUCCAUGCUCUGCUCCAUUCUGAUGCUUCUACUUGUAGAUUACUAGAUCCGUGUACGUCUUUGUUUUCCUCGUCUGAGCUGGUAUCUGGAUCAAAACGGCUGCAUAGCUCCAACAUUUCUCAACAUUUUUGUUGCACCAGUGAUGUUAGGUUUGGGUUGUGAGGAGCUGUAAACUAGUGUAAGCAACAAACACAAAUGAUGGCAAUAAGCCUGGUGGACACACAAGAGGCGUGUCCCAGUUUUUUGGUUCAUUUCAAUGUUAGCACCAACAAAAAGUCCCCUUUAUUGGCCACAAUAACAAAAAACUUGAGAACAGCACACAAAGUGAUCAGAAAUGUGUAAAAAUGCAUCAACUUUGACCAGAUUAAACCCCAGCAGCAAUCCUGUGGAGUGAUUCUGGACUUGAAGGUUUUUUAAGCCUGAGGGAACAAGCAGGCAGGAGUUUCAGUGUGACUCUGAAGAAGAGAAGAAAGGUGUCGUUUAAAAAAAGCUGCCGUCAGGCUGCCUUAAAACAGACAUGGAUCCAGACUAAACAGAGAGAUGUCCCGACAGACAUGGACCCAUUCCUCUUCCUCCAUCUGUGUUAACAACCUGUCCAGUGAGAUGCAGAGCAGCGCUGAGGAUGAAAACUCUGAAAUCCCUGCAGCUGCAUACAAAAGCCAUAAAGGACUCCACUCAGUGGAUCCUAGAAGGAGCCUGAUACCACAGAGAUGCCUCAUCCGUGUUGUCACCCCUAAGCUCAAGUCAAACUGGUUUCACUUGGUUGAAGACCUGUCCUAUGAAGACGUGAAGAAAUGCUACAGGGGCUCGUGUGUCUCUUGCAGCGGUUUGCUCCAGGCCUUGGAUGUGCGCGAGUGUGUUUGUGAGUACGGUGCCAACGUGCUGAGCCUGGUGCAGAGCUCGCGGCCACUGAGGGACAGGGUGUUUCCUGCGCCGAGCGGAGCCGGGGGCGCCGGCGGGACUGGUGCUGUGCAGGCAGGCCGGUCCACCAAGGAGCUGCUCAUGUCUCUGCCCUGUCCCUCUGCACAGACUGUCAGCAAGUACAACUCGCAGUACCACAAACUCUUCCAAUGCGUGCCCAAGGAUGAAAUUCUCAUGAAAGUUUACUCCUGUGCUCUUCUCAGAGACAUCCUUCUGCAGGGCCGCCUCUACAUCUCCAGACACUGGCUGUGUUUCUACGCCAACCUCUUCGGCAAGGACAUCAAGGUGGCGAUUCCUGUUGUGUCUGUUAGGCUGGUGAAGAAACACAAAACAGCCGGUCUGGUGCCCAAUGGCCUGGCAAUCACCACAGACACCGGCCAGAAGUAUGUGUUUGUGUCGCUGCUGUCACGAGACAGCGUGUACGACGUCCUCCGCAGGAUCUGCACCCACCUGCAGGUUGACGGGAAGAGUCUGAGCUUAAAGCAGUUCAUGGAAGAGCCGACCUUAUCCCUGGACGAGUUCCCGGUUCCAGAUGAGUUCCCGGUGGUGGACGAGUUCCCGUCAGUCUUGAAGUGGAGACGGAAACCCUCGGUGGUUUCUGUGUCCUCCUCCCUGCCCGACCUCCUGGGAAACUCCGGCAGUGGCUUGGGAGCGGCGGACACGGUCUUCAAGUCAGAGCAGCCGCUGGAAGAGCGAGGUCUGCAGACAGACAGAAGUCUUUUAUCAGAGCCGGUGGCAGAGCUGGGCCAGAUGGAGUACCAGCUGCUGAAGUUCUUUACCCUGCUCAUUAUCCUCCUCAUCCUCUCAUCCUGCUACUUGGCCUUCCGCGUGUGCAGCCUGGAGCAGCAGCUCUCCUUCCUCAGUAAUCCAAAUCGGCCCCUUCGAGAAAGAUAACCGCUGCUCCCCAUACCUCCGCCAGCCGCCUCCACUCCCCCCUGCUCAGAUCACACCAGCUCCCAGGCAAACCAGGAGGAGGAGGAGGAGGAGGAGGAGGAGGAGGACAAUCGAUGAGUCCAGCUAACCGCCUCAUCCUGGACCGUCUUCUCAUCUAGUGGUCACUUCCAGACUAUGCAAACAGACUGUAGAUAGGUGUAAUAGACAGUAGGUUUUGCUUUAGAUCAUGACUGUAAGGCUGAGUAACGUGAGGAUGCUUUGGUGCGAGGAGAGUCCUGAACGGAGAGCAGAGACGUCUGCUGGUUGACGCGUUGCUGGACAGAGAAGGGAUUUGAGUUACUUGAAAAAGACUGACAGUAAAGAUAACGUAUGUGUUAUUUCAUGUCCAUCCUUCAAAUCCAACUGUUUUUUUGUGUUACUUUAAAGAUUAGUUGCAACGAUGCACUUUUUAAAAAACUGGUCUUCAUUCUUUUAAAUGUAUAUAAUGGAGCUGUCGUUGCCUUACUGAAGGUACUCUGAAGUCCUUUUGAAUGUAUUUCAGGAUGACUGUAAUGCUACGUUCGCACCGGGCAUGUAAUGCUUGUUCAAGACUGGGCUUUUAGCAUUCAGUGUUCACACUGGUCUGUCGCUAACACAUACUACCGCGUGUACCUGUAGCUACAAGAGGCUGGGGGUGAGAUGUCAAAGCGGUGAAAAAUCUGCUGAAUCUCACUUCAGGCUUUUUGCUUUCACAGCUCUAUUCUGAUAAAUGAAAGACUUGGUGUCAUAGGAUUCCGUUUGGGCAGAAACUGCAAUUAUUCUCCUUCAUGAUCAAUUUUCAAACGGUUGGCACUUCCGUGAAUUUAAGAUGGACGCCAUCCAAACGUCACUAAUAAAUCCGAGUUCCUGAUUGGUCCACGUUAAACUGGUUUAACUUUCAACACACGUUCAAAUGCCGUGUGUUUUGUACAUAGAGGCCAAAAAUCGACUUUAAACCGUGUAUAUUGAUGCGUAAGCAUGAGAGUUUAAGCACGUGGACUCGUCAUUGGAAGCAGUCGCUCGAAGGCGCUUUUCUGAGCCCGGCGUGGACGUAGCAUCAGGCUAGACGCAGCCCCGUUUCACUGGUUUCCAGUCGUGAACUGACGGAUUAACGUGUGAUUUUUAUCAUCUCACCGCAGAGAGAGGACCGGAUCAAAAAGAUCUUUUUUAGUUCUUAAUCAUUGCUGUUUCUAAGAUGUAAAAAGAAGGCUGAAGUCAAAGUGUUCUAUCUUUUGCAGACCUGGAUAAUGUGAAGUCUUUGCUAACUAUAGUUGUAAGAAGUUCAAAUGACAUUAAAACAAAAAUAAAAAAGAGUUUGUAGA
Messenger RNA from Oryzias latipes (Japanese medaka), 4136 nucleotides. It is a transcript of the gene gramd2aa, whose product is annotated as GRAM domain containing 2Aa. Gene Ontology annotation, molecular function: phosphatidylinositol-4,5-bisphosphate binding. The record is from RefSeq and is a predicted model, not a curated record. Gene Ontology annotation, biological process: regulation of store-operated calcium entry. Gene Ontology annotation, cellular component: endoplasmic reticulum membrane; organelle membrane contact site. NCBI's taxonomy places the organism in Eukaryota, Metazoa, Chordata, Actinopteri, Beloniformes, Adrianichthyidae.